AUGCCGGGAGUUCUCCUCUUAUGUGGGCGAGAUGACCCAAGUGGUUAUGGCGCGAAUUUACUGACCGGAAGGUCCGUGGUUCAAACCCGACCUCUGCCUCUCGACUUUCCCUGUCUAGGCUUGGGCAACCUGGCAGUAUCACAGCCCCCGUGCCUUUUUCGAGUGGCAUGGCAGCUAGGCCCUAGAAGGGUGCUAAAGCUGAACGUAGUCCUCUUAUACGAACCUCAGGAACCGACACGAACUUACCGAAUCAAAUCGUCAUUAAGACGCUGUCGAUCGGAUGACUUCAGGUGGUCCCGCACCUUCAAUGGUUCCCACCUCCCAGUCUCCAGCUGUAGGGCUGAUCUGCUCACUGGUAUACUGUCCUACCCGUACCCUCGUUGUGUACCGCUUAACUGUUUUGGCCCGCGCACUACACAGUCUUGUUCGUACUUUUUAAUGAAGUGUUGGUUGAUUCUCGAGCUUUGCCAGAAUGACCAAGAAAGCCAGACGUCCCCGUCUCUGUGCAAUCCAUCACCCCACAGCAUGAGUACUUUCAAAAAGUUCUUUGGUUCCAAGAAAAAUGAUGCUGGCAAUGCCAAAGCUGCAGCCAAACAGCUGGAAGAAACCAGAGAUUUGUUGACCAAGAAGUCUGAGUUCCUCGAGAAGAAAAUUGAAGAGGAACUAAACACCGCCAGACGUUAUGGAAUGAAAAACAAGAAAAUGGCCUUGAAAGCCCUUGCCCGUAAAAAGGGUUAUGAGAACCAAUUACAAAAGAUCGACAACACUAUCCUGAUUGUUGAAAGCCAACUACAAGCCUUGGACAAUGCCGGCAUGAAUUUGGAGGUUUUCCGUGUCCUGAAAAAUACUUCAGAGUCGAUGAAGGGUUUACACAAAAAUAUGAAGCUUGAUAACGUGCAGGAUAUUAUGGAUGAUAUCGCAGAGCAGCGAGAAAUAGCGCAGGAAAUAUCGGACGCGAUCUCUAAUCCGGCCACUUUUGGUCUCGAGAUCGAUGACGAUGAACUGGCUCGUGAGUUGGAAGCCCUCCAGGCGGAAGACCUGGAGAGGCAGAUGUUGGAUGUAGGUCCGUUGCCCGACGUCCCAAGCAUUCCGAGCCACGAAAUUGCAGGUCCCUCCACGGUCAAACCUCAAGCCGAUAUUGAAUUGUUGGCGGAGGACGUUCUCUCACCACCGCAAACCAUUGAUGAUACGUUGUUCGUCGACUCUGUGACAAAUUUUCCUAUAUUGGAAAAGAAUGUUUAA
Messenger RNA from Opisthorchis viverrini, 1242 nucleotides. RefSeq lists its product as hypothetical. NCBI's taxonomy places the organism in Eukaryota, Metazoa, Platyhelminthes, Trematoda, Opisthorchiida, Opisthorchiidae. Gene Ontology annotation, biological process: late endosome to vacuole transport via multivesicular body sorting pathway; vesicle budding from membrane. The record is from RefSeq and is a predicted model, not a curated record. Bases 1 to 1242 code for a protein of 413 amino acids. Gene Ontology annotation, cellular component: ESCRT III complex; multivesicular body; cytoplasmic side of plasma membrane. The transcript is spliced from 7 exons.